UGUAACGUGCGCCGAUUGUGUAUUAGCGUCAUCGAUUCGCGACAGCCGGCAAGGCAUGAUUUUCGGAUUUUCUGUUUCGGCAGGCGUGCUGGCAGUGUUGCAAAAAAGGUAAAUGGUAUCGAUACAUCCAGAACUUGGCAAAGAACACAUACAAAACCGCAUUUUCCGCUAACGAUAUGCAGGUCGGAAUGUGGAGGUUGAGUGCGGUCCGCCACAAGGCGCGUCCAGACCGAAGUAAUUUGGAGGAGUUCAAGUUCAAGCGACGAGAACAGGAAAAAGAGCUGAGGCAGGCGAGGAGGAAUAAACAGCUGGUGAGUAAGCGGCACCUGCAGGAGGAUGAGGAGGAGGAGGAAGAGGACGGGGCCAUGGACACUGCUGGCAGCUUGCUGUCCAAGGAGCAGGUGGUGGAGCUGUUUCGUUGCAUCCAGCACAGUGGGGAGGAAAGGGUUAAUCACCUCCGUGCCCUGAAGAAGGCCCUGCGAAUCCAGGAGACGCAGCUCAUCUUCAUCAAGCUGGAGAACAGCAUGCAGGUGCUGGUGGGGCUGCUCAGUGGCUCGAAUGCCCUCUGGCAGCUGGAGGCGGCGCAUUGUCUGUUCCAGCUGUCCCACUCGCCCAAUCCCGCAGCGGGCACUGCCUGCCUGCCUGCCACGCCCUACCUGCUCACUUACCUGUCUGGGCAGAGCGACAGGUUCACGGAGCUUUGUCUCUACACGUUGGGGAACCUGUGUGCGGAGUGUGAGGCUGUGAGGGAGAAGCUUCUAGCGCAGGGGAUCGUUCCAGCUUUGGCCAGCUGUCUGCAGAGGCACAACCUGGCGGUGGUGGAGGCGGCAGGAUUUACUCUCUCCCAGCUCCUCCAGGCUAAAGACGCUGCAGCCAACAUUGUCCCGCUGGUCCUGGCUUCGGGUUUAACCCUUCACCUGCUGGCCGCGCUGAUGCCCGUUCCGGAGUACGGGAUGGGCGCGGCCAUAGAGUGCGCCUGGUGUCUGCACUACCUGGUGUGCAGUAAUGUGGAUGAUGCAACCCUUUCAGCACAGGGCGUUGUGUCCAAGUGCAGUUCCUUACUCAUAACACUGGGUGGCGCUGUGGCCACGGGUAACACCGAGGAAGGUGUGGAGCUGCUGGUGUGGCCCCUCCUCCGCUCUUUGGGAAACCUGUUGUCGGGCUGCGGUUCGGGGGGCCUCCAGGCUCAGCUGAGGGACAGCCGGCUCCUCCCCGCCCUCUGCGUUCUCGCCCAGGCCUUCCUGAAGCCCCGCCCAGCCCUGGCCAGAGAGAGCCUCUGGGUCCUCAACAACCUGACGGCUGGUUCCGGCGUUUUCUGCUCGGCUGUACUCUUCCUGAAUCUGGUCCCGCCUCUGGUCCAGCUCCUGCCGUUCUCCCAGGGAAUCAACUGCAUGGUACUACAGGUUCUGGGUAACAUCGCUCACCAGGGCACGGAGUACUGCACCCGGCUGAAUGGGGCAGGCCUGCUGCCAGCGCUGUGCGCUACACUCAAGAUGGCCGACCCCGAAGUGGUGACACUCAGUCUGGAGGUGCUGGCCAUGAUGCUGGCCAGUAGCUCGGAGGUGGCUGAGGAUUUUAUAAAGCUAAUGGGACUCCCCCUGCUGGAGGCCAUCCAGUAUAACAGCCAGGGCGAGAUGAGACUUCGAGCGUCCUACAUCCUGGAUCACUACCUGACCUCACACAGUCAAGUGAAGGUGGACACCCCUGCAUCGUGACUCAACUGGGAACGAACUAAUGAAGGAGAAUAGUGUUUACGUUUCAAUAAAUAUUUCCGCAAAUGCAUUUGCGAACUAUGUUGUGACCUGACAUUCUACAACGGUUUUGCUAUUCUGUGAAUACAUGUAGAUCUUUGUAUAUAUGCAAAAUUAUAUCAACUCUUGAAAUGUCAUGCGGUGUGGCACGCUUGAAUAAAAUGCACGUUUUGUACGA
Molecule: messenger RNA, 1929 nt
Organism: Anguilla rostrata (American eel)
Lineage: Eukaryota; Metazoa; Chordata; Actinopteri; Anguilliformes; Anguillidae
Gene: tmco6
Product: transmembrane and coiled-coil domains 6
Exons: 14
Coding region: 177-1715 (512 amino acids)
Molecular function (GO): protein binding
Source: RefSeq, a predicted model, not a curated record